Messenger RNA from Solea senegalensis (Senegalese sole), 1983 nucleotides. It is a transcript of the gene pnp5b, whose product is annotated as purine nucleoside phosphorylase 5b. The transcript has 6 exons. The record is from RefSeq and is a predicted model, not a curated record. Gene Ontology annotation, cellular component: cytoplasm. Bases 108 to 989 code for a protein of 293 amino acids. Lineage: Eukaryota; Metazoa; Chordata; Actinopteri; Pleuronectiformes; Soleidae. Gene Ontology annotation, biological process: nucleoside metabolic process. Gene Ontology annotation, molecular function: purine-nucleoside phosphorylase activity.
GUGUGGGGGUUUUAACUGGUUUCUCCAUCAGUGGGGAAAAAAAUCCGCAUUAACUCCCUCACGCUCAUUUUUCCACGGGACAUCCAGCGAACGGUGACCGUCUCAUCAUGUUCUACGCACCCGAGUUCGUGUCUGGUGACAGCUAUGACGAGUGUCGCGCCGCAGCUGAUUGGCUGCUCGCCAACACACAAGUCCGGCCGACUGUGGGAAUUGUGUGCGGAUCAGGUCUGGGGGGAUUGGCUGAGAUACUCAAGGACCCAGAGAUCUUCAAGUACAGUCAAAUCCCCAACUUCCCCCAAAGCACAGUGCAUGGUCAUGCCGGCCAGCUGGUGUUUGGAACACUGAAAGGGAAGCCGUGUGUGUGCAUGCAGGGCAGGUUCCACCUGUACGAGGGUUACCCCAUCCAGAAGAUCACGCUGCCCAUGCGCGUCUUCAAGCUGUUGGGUGUGGAGACAAUGAUCCUGACCAACGCGGCCGGAGGCCUCAACCAGGACUACAAAGUGGGAGACGUCAUGAUCAUCAAAGACCACAUCAACAUGCCGGGCUUCGCUGGAUCCAACCCCCUGGUUGGACCCAAUGAUGAAAGGUUUGGCCUUCGCUUCCCCUGUAUGUCCGACGCCUAUGACCGCGAGCUGUGUCAGAUGGCACACGAUGUGGCGGAAGAGCUGCACUUUGGCGACUUCGUGCGCGAGGGCGUGUACGUCGUCCUCGGAGGCCCCUCCUUCGAAACCAUCGCCGAGUGUCGCAUGCUGCACACGCUGGGCGCUGACGCUGUUGGGAUGAGCACGGUCCACGAGGUGAUCGUCGCCCGCCACGCCGGCAUGCGCUGCUUCGCCCUGUCGCUCAUCAGCAACCGAGCCGUGAUGGACUACGACAGCCAGGAGAGGGCCAACCACGAGGAGGUGCUGGAGACGGGCAAGCUGAGAGCCAAGCAGCUGGAGAAGCUGGUGUCCACCAUGGUGGCUCGGCUGGAGCACAACAACAACUGAACCUGCGGCAGGCUUUCGCUGGCGUUAUCCCGGCAUUUCUGCAAGAAGACUUGUUUUAAAGUGUUUGUUUUGAAAGCAAAAAAAAAAGAAAACGUUAUUGUGCUAAGCUGCUAGUUUCUAAGCAAAAGGUAUAUAUAUAUACAUAUAUAUAUAUAUAUAUAUAUAUAUUUAGUGUUGUAGUGAAGACGACCACACUAACCAAGACCAGGGCGGAUACCUGUGCACUAUAUUUAUAUAUUUAAUAUUGGCCGGGCUGUAUUUUACACAUCAGCAACAAAAUCUACUUUUAUUUAUUGAGAAUGAAAAGCAGCGCACUCUAAUUAUCAACGUACUAAGUCACCAUUCCAAUUGUCAGUUUUUGCUUUGUGUCACGUGAAAAAUCACUACAAGCACUACAAUACGACUUAAAUUGUAACGUCACAAAUCUUAAAAUACUAGAACUGGUCCACUUUUUUCCAAACAUUCCUCCAUGAGAAUAAUUUUUGAGAUUUACAGACGGAUGAUUCACUCAAGCGCUUAAAUAUGACCAAAUUCCUGCAGGGACAUUUUGUACUGUGUUAUUACUGUAUUUCGGUGAACUCUUCACUCACUGUUGUCUUAAUAAUGUUAAAUAUUUAUUCUUUCAUCUCUCUUACACUCCCUGGACCGUUAACACAAGAGGUGUUUUCCAUUUUUUUUUUAAACACAGAGAACCAACGUAAGAUCGCUGAACGAUUGCGAGCAAAAAAAAAAACAAAGAAGGUGUAAAAUAUUAUUGAAUAUUUAACUAAAUGUAUUUAAGUACGGUUUUAUUUGUUUUUGUGAUAUUAUAGCAAUUGUUUGAUGGACAUGGUUGGAAAAAGGGAUGAUUGUGUUGUGUGGGAUACUUACCAAAGUGUAGAUUUGAUUCAAAUCCGAGUGACAGGGGCUGCUUGUGCUUUUAGAGUUACUUUAGAGGGAAAACUGCACAAACUGUGGAUCUACUUUUACAAUAAAAAAAGACUCAAAUUGAAAA